AUGGCCAGAGAAGAAGAGAAUAAGUUAUUCCUUGUCCCCUGGGACCUGAAGAGUGGCCCUGGGUUUAAAGGCAAUGAGGAUGAUUUAUUGGCAGUGAGGAUAGGUUAUCUCCCUGCAGCUCGGGGUAACCUCCAGCCAUGGUCACAAGGUGUCAUCGCAGUGGUUGUAUUUCUAGUCCUGGUGGCCAUCGCUUUCGUGGUCAAUAAGUUCUGGUGUAAGGAGAAAGAGGAAAACGUGGAGGCAGUGGUGAGCAUCGGAGACAAGCCGGAAGCUGUCCUAUCCAACGGCCGUGAAGGGAGAUACCUAACAGCAGCAGCUGACUUCAGGUCCAAAGAGUGCCAGCAUGCCUAUGAGAACACUUUGGAGCCCGAGGAGAAGGUGAUCACCACCGCGAUGUAGCAUAUGCCCUGACGAUUGACCCUCAUUCUUCGUCUCUGCUCCUCACUUUGCUUCUCUCUAUCAGGAUGGGCGUUUUCACAGGGGUUCUCUGCACCGACUUCCCCCGUACAUGACUGCUGCUCUGACCUCUCCAUGUCGCCAUCAUUUUCCGGCCUUCUCCCUUUCCAUGUCCCGUGUGCAGGAUGGCUCGUGCUCUUCUGCCUCUUGGCAAGGCUGCUCAGAGGCUGGUGUCCAUGUAGGAUCUGCCUCCAGGAGAGUGAGAUCUCUCCUGCUGUGGGAUCACUGGCCCUAUAGCUAGGGAUGAUCUUUCCCAAUCCCUGUCGAGCCACAGGGAUGCUGACCUGCUCCAGACAUGGGCACAGGCCUGGAACCGAUCACGGGAGUCUCGCGUUGGUUGUGUGGGACUGUGCCGGCCCUGGAGGCAUUUCAGGGUUCCCACCCUGCCUAACCCAUGGAGGGGAGGAAAGGGGAGCGGAAACAACUAUGCAAGACAACAGCCAAAGCCUUGGGAUGGAGGCAGAGAGAGUGCAGGAGAAACCCACCCUCCUCUCCACCCCUCCAGGCCCAGGAGAGCCUGGUCCUGAGUCACAGCUGCCCCUACUCAACUGCAUUGCCAGCAGCCCCAGGGCUGGUUGUCCCUUCACUGAUGCAUCGCUGCUGUCAUCUCUCAUUACUAGCUCUACCAUGGGCCCGGCUGCUCUGGACAGGGGACCAAAUGGGGCAGGGUGUUCCCUCCACCCCUGCCUGCCCCAGCCACCCUGCUGGGAGCUGCUGACUGAAACCUGCUCUCUUCUCAGCAUUUCACCCUCUUUUGGACAACCAAAGGCCCAGAACCAACCAUUUUAA
Messenger RNA from Struthio camelus australis, 1245 nucleotides. The record is from RefSeq and is a predicted model, not a curated record. NCBI's taxonomy places the organism in Eukaryota, Metazoa, Chordata, Aves, Struthioniformes, Struthionidae.